UUUAUACUGGCUAAUUGUGAGCGUAGUUUUUAAAAGUGCACUUGGGGAGGCUGGCCCAAGGCGAUUAAAAAAUCGCAACCGGAGACCCCUUUAGUGCUUCAUGCUUCUCUGUGCAGUCUAUAUUAUCUGCAUAUUUGCGUGGGUGUAUGACUGCAUGAUUGUAAGCUAUCAUUUUUUGGGUAGAGGUGUUCAUGUAGAAGUAGGAUAAGUGUACUUUCUGUUGAAGGAAAUUCUAUGUAGUGUGUUAUCGUUUAUAUAGAAUAUGUAUUAGGGUCAAUUCUAUGUAAACUAUGUAAUUUGGGCCUAUUGGCCUGUACUUGUAAACCCUACUCUAUCCCUAUUUAUAGGGGCAUUCGGUAAUGAAACUCUACGAACAAUUCUCCCUACAACACAUUAUCCGCACGACAGUCUCACCCUAGCUUUCUCUCCCCUCUCUUCCAUCACCAUUCGUCUGCUCCGCCUUUGGAAGCACUGGCAUCCGCCACCGCUUAGAAACUAAACUGUAGGACAAAUGGAUGUCCAUCAUCCAAUGCUCUCCUUCAUCCGCAUAAAAAAAAAUCCUUUCCACUGCUUCGCUGGUCGAAGAAUUUUAGUUUUCAACCGUCCACAGCCAUCCUGGCCAACCCCUCCUAGUUGACAUCUUCUUCUCAUGUCCCGCCGUGGGACAGUCUUUCGGGAGUUGCAGUUCGCACCCCACCUCCGGAUCUAGAUCGAAUAUCAUCCGUCACUCACAGUUUCAUCGUCGAUGGCAAACUCACUGCUGAAUGGACAGCCCAGAUCUUUAUUUGGUGGUCAAGGCCAUCGCCGCCCCACACAGCCGGAACAACCGACCGCCCCACACAGCCCCUCUUCUCAGUUGGCCACCGAAAUCAGUCUUUUGCCGUCGUUCGUCGGAUCCCGUCGUUGAAAGGCCCAUGCGUGCCGGAUCUACCGCUGAAGGCCGACGCUUGCCCACCGGAUUGCCGCUGAACACCAGCGUCCUCCAGAUCUACUGCUAAAGACCAUGGCAGCUGAUGGGAGGAUGCAACGUUUAGUUUGCUCGUGGUUAUUGCAAGCAAACAGAGGACAGAGGAACGUGGAGGGCCCCACUAAUUCAGGUAUCCAUUGGAAUUAUUACAGUGAAUUCAUUUUACUUCGUACUCCGUAUUAUUUGUUUAAUCAUUUAUCAAUACACACUAAUUCAGAAUGGGGUCUCUGUUUUCCAAAGUUAUACGGUACGUAUGAUUUGACUUGCUUGGCUGUAACACCCAAACUAUCUACUUUCAUUAGAAGUACGAGUAUAUGCUAAUCUGCCUCACGAUUUUUUUAAAAAGAAAAAGGGUAUUGCAACCUUCUUGUAAAUUAAUAAUUGUAAAUGACUCCCACUAAUUCAGGUAAAAAAAAAAUCGCAGAUAAUACAUGUUAUUUUAGUAAGAGCACUCAUAAUGUAAACUAAUAGUGUACCGAGUGCUCACAAAAGUGCAUAUGUAUGUGUACUUUUAUAUGGUAAUUGGCUUGUUUUGGUUUGAUGCAUAAGUAUCAUGAUUUUAUAGAAUGUUUAUCCCAACAAUAUUUCAAAUAUAAUUUCCCUAUAUACGACCCUUUAUUGCAACAAUCUAGUCUAUAUUUUUGUAAAAUAAGAACCCUAGAGGUAGUCAUGAUUGUGUGAUUUUUACGGAGUACUACUUAUCCCACAAACUUGACAAUUUGAUGUAUUGGACUCAAAUGCACUUAGAGAAUUGUCAUUCAAUUUCCUCUUGAAAUCGGAACCAAUAUUUACGGGGAUGAUUAAAAGUUCAAGAAAUGUCAAAGAUUGUGGGUAUCUUAAUUUUAAAAUACUCAGAUUGAGAAAGCAAUCAAUAACCAUUAUGACAUUUUAUCUCAAUAAGAAUUUAUUGGAGCAAAAGGGUCGAGCUCUAAUCCGUAUUGAUCCAUAUAGUAAAAGAGUGAAAAAGUACGUACACCCAUUGAUUGUAAGCGAUUAAGAACCUCUGAAGAACAAGAGAUUCAUCACACGAGAGACUAAAUAUAAAUUCGACCAUAUGAUUAUCCACUGUGUUGAGAUUAAGAACAUUCUCAAAUUGUUGGAUUUAUCAAUUUUUUUAAUAUCUUCAUGAAUUUUAGCAAUAUAGACCUUACGGCUUCUAAUUACCCUUAUUUUUGAGUCUUAAAGUUUGGUUUAAAUCUUGUGUAUCCAAUUAAGAUUUUAAAUUGAUUUGACAUCUCAUUAUUUUAUCUCAAAAUAUAUUUGAGAAUUGAGGUGUUUAUACAUUAAGAUUCAAUAUAUCUGUAUCUAUGAAUUUUGUUCAUAACAAAAUGGAUACAAAGAAAUAUAUUCAUAAAAUGAUGGAAUGACAAGUACUUCAUUCCAUUAGAAAAAAACUCUCGAGUGUUGUUUUUUUUAAAUUGGUGACAUCCAUAAAUAAGUGGUUUACCAUGCAUGGGGUCAUCCACACUAGACUAAAGGAUAUAUGGUUACUUAUUGAAUCAAGAUUCACUUAUCACUUAAUUCGAUUUAUAGGAUUAUGGAUUAUAAAUUUUCCCUAUUACAAUACUUUCGCAUGAAACUUUGUAAAAAAAAUGAGAUAGAAAAUAUUAUGCAAAAGAAAAUGCAUAUUUGUAAAUCACUAAUGGCGCUUUAGGACACUGACGCCUACGAUCAUUGGCAUAAUGGACUUGGAUUCUAUUUUCUUCUAAAAUAAAGCCAAAAUGAGAUUAGCCUUCAACACAAUGUAAUGUGUUGAUCUGGGUAGUGCUAAAUACAAAAAAUGCCUAGUAAUAUAUAACUUCUAAAAUAGGAGAAGAAAUAUGUACGUCACAUUAUGCACAUGUAGUAGAAGUUAUACCAAUUAUUUCUCAAAGUUUACUCCUUAGCAAUAAUAGAAUUGAGACUAUUCUAUGCUAAGGCUAUAACAUUAAAGAUAUCUCAUUUUUUUCAAUACAAUGACAUGCGAGAACUUAUCUACCAAAAUGCGGACCAUUUAAAUAAUUAUGGUUUGAUAGAAAUCUCUUCAUGCUAUCUAUUUUCUUGUUACAUAAAAUGUUGCAUUUGCAAAACUUCUAGCAAAAUUUAUUCUUUUAAGGGCUCACCACCCGACCAAUCAAGUCUAUAUGACUUUUUAUUGCUAGACAGUUCUCAUCAGAAGUAAUCGAUGAGUAUUGCAUUUUUGUCGAGAUCAAUAAAAAUCAUCUCACAUCCCAUGUAAAAAUAAAGUCUCACUAAAACUCACAUCUAAAAGAAUAUAGAUGAUGAAUAUUAUAUCUACUAUGCGCACACGUAUUUAUAAUUAUUUUCAUGGGAUUAUGCAAUAUUGCAAGCACUCUUACACAUUUGUUUUUAGACCGACAGUAGACAACCCUUUUGUGUAUACCAGUUGGUGACUGGAUCUUAGCCUGAGAUGUUCUAUGUAUACAUAUAUGGUUGUUAAGUAAUUGUGCCUAAUGCGCCUCCCACAGCGCACUAUAAUCGGUUUUAAAAGACAAAUGUUGUUUAUGUUGGAUAUGAACCUCCAAUAAUAACCGCUACAAGCCUUAACAAAUAAUGUGUUCACCGCUUUGCGGAAUAUUACUUUUAUGAGACAACUAAUUUUCCUGUCAUUAGGGGGAGAUUAGAGAAAGAAUUCUCUAUUUAAAUGACAGGUACAUCACUACUCUGUCUCAAUGAUAAACUUUAGACUUGAAAAUGUAACAUUGAAGUUGAAGUGUUUAUCAAUUAUCAUAAAUGAUUUAAGUAAUCAGAUUAUACACAUUAACUGCAAAUAUAUUCAUAAGGCUUGAAUUCAAAUUAAAAGACACAAUGCUAAAGGAAGAAGCAUUGCAACCACAAACCGUGGGGUUAUGGUUGAGGCCGUGGCUCUCUAAAGGAACAGAGUGAGGCCAUAUGGUUCGAUCAAUUAUCCACCCCAAGUAGUAGAGGGUAGAUAAGGCACAAACCAAUAUAUUCGUCAUCAUAUGAAUUCCUCUCAUAAGAUUAUCUCUGACUAAACAUGUCCAUGAAUCAAUAAUGGGGGAUGCCUUGAAGUUUAAAUGAUUCCAGAGAAUUAAAAUCUCCAUGUUAAUGAGAGUGUGUAUGAGUCAAAUGAUAGACCUUACACUUAUACUGACGAUAUAUUUAUGGUUGCUCAAACGAAUAUAGAGCACGAUGAUAUCGAACCAUACUCUAUUGCAACAUGAAAGCAAUGAGAAUUUUGGCCUAAAAGCGUACAAGUAAUCCAGGUAUAAAUUUAAUAUUUGACAAAGAGACAGGUAUUUGGUGUGAUAGUGCUAAUCAACCAAGUGUAAAGCCUGUAGGACAUAAAUUAUUCUUUGUUAGAAAGCGUAUUGAGGUAAUGAGGUCCUAAUUAUUCUCAUUACGUCCUUGUUGGGAUAUAUUAUCCCGGCCUAUUACUGUUCAGGAGCCCAAGACUUUACGUAGUACGGAGCCCAAUCAGUAAGGCCCAUUUUAGCCUGUCAGGCCUGUUUCGGCCUUUGGGCCCAUUUUGGCCCAUUCGGCCCGUUAGGGUGGAGAGCCCCCUUUCUCCCUAUUCCCUAUAAAUAGGGGGUUUCCCUCCAUGUAAAAGGAUCUCUUUCCUUCUUCCCCAACUCAUUUACUUUCUCUAGAAUAGCUUGCAAGACUCCAUUAAUGGGAGCUCAAAUUGUACUAUGUAAUGGUGAGGAGAGUCCUAAUGAGAAGGAGAGGGCUUGGACAUUAGCCUAAAAAGUCCCGUGGUUUUCUCCCUUUCGGGUUUCCACGUAAAAACUGAGUUGUUCAUACACAUCUAUACAUAUAUUUACUAUAUCGUGUUGGAUUAAACUCAACACUGGCGCCGUCUGUGGGAAUCUGUCCAAAAAGCCAUGCAGAUGGUUAUGUGUGUAUACAUAUUGUCGGGCCGUGCGGCCCGUUAUCAUGCUUAUUGCGCAGCUGAAGCCACUCGACGCGUUCGAGCGAAAUGAUUAAAAGACGCUCGGCCCAAGUCUUGGAGACGUUCAGGGCCAGCUAAAGAGGGGACCACCACGGUUGAGAACCGUGGGACGAGCAUCUCCACCCCAGAGACCGAUUGCCUAGGAAGAACACCUAGAGGCCGAGGGUCUAGAGGGGACUGCCACGGCGAAGAACCGUGAGACGAUCAUCCAUCAUUCAGAGGCCGAAGGCCUAGAGGAGACCGUCAUGGCCGAGGGCCAACUGACACAAUCAUAUCACGACCGGCCUCUCGGCACGGCGUGAUUAUCAUAUUUUAAGACCGGCCUUGUCCCCGCACUGCGCGGAUGAGGACCGUUGCUUGGAUUUCAGGUCGGCCUAUCAUUGCCGACAUCAUUAUAUCACGACCGGCCUCUCGGCACGGCGUGUUUAUCUUUUGAAGACCGGCCUCGUCCCCGCGCUGCGUGGAUGAGGACCGUUGCUUGAUUUUAGGUCGGCCUCUCAUUGCCGACAUCAUUAUAUCACGACCGGCCUCUCGGCACGGCGUGAUUAUCUUAUUUGAAGACCGGCCUCGUCUCCGCGAUGCGCGGAUGAGGACCGUUGCUUGAUUUCAGAUCGGUCUCCCGUUGCCGACAUCAUUAUAUCAUGACCGGCCUCUCGGCUCGGCGUGUUUAUCUUUUGAAGACUGGCCUCGUCCCCGCGCUGCGUGGACGAGGACCGUUGCUUGAUUUUAGGUCGGCCUCUCAUUGCCGACAUCAUUAUAUCACGACCGGCCUCUCGGCACGGCGUGAUUAUCUUAUUUGAAGACCGGCCUCGUCCCCGCGAUGCGCGGAUGAGGACCGUUGCUUGAUUUCAGAUCGGUCUCCCGUUGCCGACAUCAUUAUAUCAUGACCGGCCUCUCGGCUCAGCGUGUUUAUCUUUUGAAGACCGGCCUCAUCCCCGCACUGCGCGGAUGAGAGCCGUUGCUGGAUUGCAGGUCGGCCUAUCAUUGCCGACACCAUUAUAUCACGACCGGCCCCUCGGCUCGGCGUGCUUAUCUUUUGAAGACCGGCCUCGUCCCCGCCACAUCGCGGACGAGGACCGUUGUUUGAUUCUUUCAGGUCGGCCUCUCACUGCUGACACUAUCAUGUUAUGUUCGGCCUCUCGGCACGACAUAUUUAUCUUUUGAAGAUCAGUUUCAUCCCCGCACUGCGUGGAUGAGAGCCGUUGCUUGGAUAUAUCGGCCUGAUCGGACACUAUUGUCAUCUCCUUAUCAGGACCGACUGCUCAGCGGCAUUAUGAUCAUUGUUUGUCGGCUCCCAAUGCCGACCCUCUUGAGUUUGCGAUCGGGCUCACGACUCCCCUCCAGGAGGGUGACCAGGGCCUUCGCAUGACGAUCAGCUAUUCUAUCGCCUCGUCAUUAUAUUCGUUCGCUAUGCCACCACCAUUAUGUGUGACAUCCUGUGAUCCUGCGAGUUUCGUGGAUACCGAAUGUCUUCUUCGAUGUAGGAAGAUCGGUAGGACCACGGACCAGGGACGGACAAAGAAGAGCUAGGGAAUCUCGAUGUAGAUAAACCUGUUCCUCCUUGCGAGUUUCGCGGAUACCGAACGUCUCUUCGAAGUAAGAGCACUGGUAGGACCAAGAACCAAGGACGAACGAAGAAUAUGGAUUGCCUCCCUCAAACAAAAAAAAAAAAAGAUGGGGAGAAGAGGAGGGUAGCUCCUAUGUGGAAGGGAAUCUUGCCCGGGCGUGCCAGAUCUUCUCCCACCGCCGAAGACGAACGCCUCUCGAUGUAGAGGUUAGUAGAGACGCGGAGGGGGCUAGACGAACCAAGGGAGCUUUGCCAAGAUAAACCUGUUCAUCCCACAAUGACCAUGGAUCGAUGGACGUGGGAUAACAAAGACGGGAACCCGUGAGGGUAAACCAGUUCGUCCCUGCGAGUUCCUUGGGUACCGAACGUCUUCUUCGAUGCAAGAGACGCCGGUAAGACUAAAAGGACCAGGGACGAACGAAAAAGGGGGAAUCUCGAUGUAGAUAUACCUGUUCCUCAUUGCGAUGUCCGCGGAUACCGAACGUAUCUUCGAUGUAAGAACGCCGGUAGGACCAAGGACCAAUGACGAACGAAGAUUAAAAGACUCCAAAAAAAAAAAAAAAGAAGAUGCCAGAAGAGCACGGAGCAAAGAAUGAUUUUAUCCCUUGGCACUAUUGGCCGGGAAGUACAAACUGAAAAACAUAUGUAAAGAAUAAUUACAAGACUUAGGUACGAAGAAUGAAGUGGCCGACGACGAUCGGCUAACAUCAGGUUUUCUUUUGCCUCGAACGACGAUUAGCUCCCCAGAUCAGGUAGGAGGGACAUCGCCCAGAUUUAUUUCAGGCUCACCAUUCCUUCCCGGAUGGAGUCCUGGCAGACGAUCGGCUUCUCACAGCCAAUCAGGAGAGAGAUUUGACACAUCACCAGCACGGCCGAGGGCCGUGAGACGAUUACCACUCACCGACAGGCCGAGGGCCAUGAGAUGAUCAUCACUAUUUUUCUGUAUCACGAUCGGCCCCCCAGCGCCAUCGUGUCCAGACUCACGGUUCGGCUCGCCCAUUCCCUCCAGGAUGGCGACGACCGUCUUAUGCAGUGCGAUCGGCCCCUCAGCGCCAUCGUACCUGGCUUCACGAUUCGGCUCGCCCAUUCCCUCCAGGAUGGCGACGACCGUCUUAUGCGGCACGAUCGGCUUCUCAGCGCCAUCGUGUCUCUUUCGCGUUCGGAUCGCCCCAUUCCCUUCAGGAUGGCGACGAACGUCUUAUGCAGUGCGAUCGGCCCCUCAGCGCCAUCGUACUAGAUCUCACGGUUCGGCUCGCCCAUUCCUUCCAGGAUGGCGACGACCGUCUUAUACAGCACGAUCGGCUUCUCAGCGCCAUCGUGUCUCUUUCACGUUCGGAUCGCCCCACUCCCUCCAGGAUGGCGACGAACGUCUUAUGCAGUGCGAUCGGCCCCUCAGCGCCAUCGUACCUGAUUUCACGGUUCGGCUCGCCCAUUCCUUCCAGGAUGGCGACGACCGUCUUAUACAGCACGAUCGGCUUCUCAGCGCCAUCGUGUCUCUUUCACGUUCGGAUCGCCCCAUUCCCUCCAGGAUGGCGACGAACGUCUUAUGCAGUGCGAUCGGCCCCUCAGCGCCAUCGUACCUGAUUUCACGGUUCGGCUCGCCCAUUCCUUCCCGGAUGGCGACGACCGUCUUACACAGCACGAUCGGCUUCUCAGCGCCAUCGUAUCUCUUUCACGUUCGGAUCGCCCCAUUCCCUCCAGGAUGGCGACGAACGUCUUAUGCAGUACGAUCGGCCCCUCGGCGCCAUCGUACCUGAUUUCACGGUUCGGCUCGCCCAUCCCAUCCAGGAUGGCAACGACCGUCUUAUGCAGUACGAUCGGCCCCUCAGCGCCAUCGUACCCAGCUCACGUUCAGCCGUCCAUCUCUUUCAGGAUGGCGAUGAACGUCUCUUAUGCAGCACGAUUAGCGCCCCAGCGCCAUCGUGUCUGGCUCACGUUAGGGUCGCCAUCCCUUUCAGGAUGGCGACGAACGUCUCUUAUGCAACACGAUCAGCGCCCCAGCGCCAUCGUGUCUGGCUCACGUUAGGGUCGCCCAUCCCUUUCAGGAUGGCGACGAACGUCUCUUAUGCAGCACGAUCAGCGCCCCAGCGCCAUCGUGUCUGGCUCACGUUAGGGUCGCCCAUCUCUUUCAGGAUGGCGACGAACGUCUCUUAUGCGGCACGAUCAGCGCCCCAGCGCCAUCGUGUCUGGCCCACGUUAGGGUCGCCCAUCCCUUUCAGGAUGGCGACGAAUGUCUCUUAUGCAGCACGAUCAGCGCCCCAGCGCCAUCGUGUCUGGAUCACGUUAGGGUCGCCCAUCUCUUUCAGGAUGGCGACGAACGUCUCUUAUGCAACACGAUCAGCGCCCCAGCGCCAUCGUGUCUGGCUCACGUUAGGGUCGCCCAUCCCUUUCAGGAUGGCGACGAACGUCUCUUAUGCAGCACGAUCAGCGCCCCAGCGCCAUCGUGUCUGGCUCACGUUAGGGUCGCCCAUCUCUUUCAGGAUGGCGACGAACGUCUCUUAUGCAGCACGAUCAGCGCCCCAGCGCCAUCGUGUCUGGCCCACGUUAGGGUCGCCCAUCCCUUUCAGGAUGGCGACGAACGUCUCUUAUGCAGCACGAUCAGCGCCCCAGCGCCAUCGUGUCUGGAUCACGUUAGGGUCGCCCAUCUCUUUCAUGAUGGCGACGAACGUCUCUUAUGCAGCACGGUCAGCGCCCCAGCGCCAUCGUAUCUGGCCCACGUUAGGGUCGCCCAUCCCUUUCAGGAUGGCGACGAACGUCUCUUAUGCAACACGAUCAGCGCCCCAGCGCCAUCGUGUCUGACUCACGUUAGGGUCGCCCAUCCCUUUCAGGAUGGUGACGAACGUCUCUUAUGCAACACGAUCAGCGCCCCAGCGCCAUCGUGUCUUACUCACGUUAGGGUCGCCCAUCCCUUUCAGGAUGGCGACGAACGUCUCUUAUGCAACACGAUCAGCGCCCCAGCGCCAUCGUGUCUGGCUCACGUUAGGGUCGCCCGUCCCUUUCAGGAUGGCGACGAACGUCUCUUGUACAGCACGUCUGCCUCUCGGCGCUGACAUGCUCGAGUUCUCGUUGAGAGCUACCACUUCUAUCACAUCUCACAUUCCUUCUCUCAUACAUUGCACCCAUACAUUACAUGCAUUCAUGCAUUCAUGCAUCAUACCUCAUACAUUCGUACAUACACACGUGCAUCGUGUUUUGACAGUACCGCGACGUCGGUUUAUAGAUACAUGGGCCUCUAAGCUUCUCCGAUUGGAAAGCUCGAGUCAGAGUCCUUUACUCCCGCCUGAUGCAUUCAGGGGGAGUGUGCCCGUGGAGGAGCACCCUUCGCCCGACCCCGUCGAGAAGGGGGGUGCCUCACCGGCAGAUUACGUUCAGGAGUGCAGACAAUCACUCAUAUAUUAUGAUUAUGUGAAGACACAGUUUCCAGCAAGACAGAGGAAGAGCGCAGGCAGAGUAUAUUUUCUCGAGCAGAUUCGCGAGCUCACUACUCAAGAAACUGGGGGACUUGUGUUGGGAUAUAUUAUCCCGGCCUAUUACUGUUCAGGAGCCCAAGACUUUACGUAGUACGGAGCCCAAUCAGUAAGGCCCAUUUUAGCCUGUCAGGCCUGUUUCGGCCUUUGGGCCCAUUUUGGCCCAUUCGGCCCGUUAGGGUGGAGAGCCCCCUUUCCCCCUAUUCCCUAUAAAUAGGGGGUUUCCCUCCAUGUAAAAGGAUCUCUUUCCUUCUUCCCCAACUCAUUUACUUUCUCUAGAAUAGCUUGCAAGACUCCAUUAAUGGGAGCUCAAAUUGUACUAUGUAAUGGUGAGGAGAGUCCUAAUGAGAAGGAGAGGGCUUGGACAUUAGCCUAAAAAGUCCCGUGGUUUUCUCCCUUUCGGGUUUCCACGUAAAAACUGAGUUGUUCAUACACAUCUAUACAUAUAUUUACUAUAUCGUGUUGGAUUAAACUCAACAGUCCUGGAUUCAAAUAUGAAAAGUUACAUACACUUCUCUAUUUUGAACACAAAAAUGUUCAACUACUUAAUCUUUAAGUAGCCUCCAAAGUAAUGGAGACGCAACUAAAGAUUGGAGUCACCAAAUAAAUGUCUCAAUCUUACUUAAGAGCAGUUAUGUUUUUAUGAACAACUUAUGUUUUUAUCAAGUGGUUUUUAAUAACAUUAUAUACAUUCACAUUUGGAUUAAAUCAAUCCAGACGGGAGUGACAUACCCGCCUAAGUGACCACUUGACUGAAAAGGGAUGCAAAAUGAAUAUAUUAUGCCUAGCGCAUUUAUAAUGGAAUAAGUUUUGUUUCCAAAUAUCACUGUAUCUCCAUGACAUAGACAUAAUAUGUACUUAUAAUGGAACAUGAGACAUGUUAGAUACUUGAAAAUCAUAAUUGAGAUAAAGGAUCUUGGGAAACUUGGUUCUUUUUUGAAAUUAAACACUGAGUUGGUUGAAUACUAAUUCACCAGUUGCAUAUAUCCAAAAGGGUUCUCAGGCAAAAUUGAUAUGGAUAAAUGUAAACUGUUAGCACUCCCAUGAUUGGUCGAAAUAUGGAUACUAGAAAAGUUCCAUUACUAAAAAGUUAUUGGGAGGAGAAAUUCCCUAUGUAAGUGCAAUAUGCGCAUGAUUGUACUUUGACCAACACAUUCGACCAAAUAUUACAUUCUCAAUAACGUGUUAGCUAAAAAUAACUCAGGACCAACACAUCGGAUAUCGUCAUUGAAAUGGUAUCAAGAGUGUACUUUGAUAUCUAUAUGAAACCAUUGGAGUAAUCUUUAUUCAUCCCUUAUAAAUUGAAUUAAAUGAUUGAUGAUAACAAUGUUCCUAAAGGAAUUGAAAACAUCAAAAGUAUUACUCUAACACAAAACAACGUGAUUUGAGUUUUACCGAUGAUAUGUAUCCCCUUACUAUAUCGAUAUUUUAUUAAUGAGUAUAUAUUUAUCAUGAAAGAAACCAUGAUGUCAUAUACGAAAUACCUUAAUAAAAGUAUAUAUCAAGUAAAUGUUAGAUUCUUAUUGAUGUGUUGCACUGAGGGGGAGUACUUACACACUUAUUUAUCAUCAAUUAUAUUAUAUUGGCGUGUUGUACUCUUUUUCCUUUUUAACCAAGGUCUAUUUUUUCCCAUUGGGUUUUGAUACUUGGUAAGUUUUUUUGAGCCAACAUAAUAUGCAUCAUCCCCCACUUUAAUUUUGCAAAGGUAAAACUAUGUUGAAGGAAGAACAUAAUUAAUACGAGUAUAUUGCAGUCAAAAGUAAUUGACGCGUGCUUAUUAGUGCAUCAUAUUUUCCUUUGACCGAUGUUUAUUUUUCCCAUUGGGUUUUGUUUAUUGGCAACAGGUUUAACAAGUUAAUAAUUUUAACAAGUUAAUAAUUUUAACAUUAAUCACCUUACACUCGGCACACAGGGGGAGAAUUAAAGGAAUUAUAUUCCUCUAUUUGUGUGCCUUCGCUAAGGUAAGUAAUGUGACAAGUAUUGGAGUUCAUGAACUUUCCAAACAUCCUUGAUUAAUGUAACUAUUAAGGAUAAGUGUAGACUUGAGGGGGAGUUCCCCAUCUACAUUACGUUACACUCUUUUACUUUAACCAAGUUUUAUUUUUCCCAUCGGGUUUUGUUACUUGGUAAGGUUUUUGAUGAGGUAACAAUACAUAUACGCUUUAUUGAUCAAAGCAAGGAUCAAAUAAACACAGACUUAAUGGAAGAAGUCUAUCGUGACGCUAUACUCUUUUUUCCAGUCAAGGUUAUUUUUUCCCACAGGGUUUUUGUUACUUGACAGAGGUUUUGAUGAGACAACAAGACAGAUACCAAAUUCUAUUCAACUCAGCACAAGGGGGAGUGUUGAAGGAAAUUCUAUGUAGUGUGCUAUCAUUUAUAUAGAAUAUGUAUUAGGGUCAAUUCUAUGUAAACUAUGUAAUUUGGGCCUAUUGGCCUGUACUUGUAAACCCUACUCUAUCCCUAUUUAUAGGGGCAUUCGGUAAUGAAACUUUACGAACAAUUCUCCCUACAACACUUUCAAAAUUUUAUUAUU
This is a messenger RNA of Cuscuta epithymum, 12447 nucleotides long. Lineage: Eukaryota; Viridiplantae; Streptophyta; Magnoliopsida; Solanales; Convolvulaceae. The record is from the annotation of a GenBank genome assembly.